AUGGCCCCAAAGAGAGCCGCGAGAGAACCAACUGCUGGGCCGUCCCGAGCCCAAAUACCACCCCUUGAGCAACUUACAUCUCUAUCCUCAACAGAACCGCUCCCGAGUCGCGUGCGAACCCCGUCGCACGAUGAGGACGAGGAAGAAGAUGAAGAUGAAGAGGAAGAUAGGGGAACGCAGUUGGACCCAACGGAAGCCGCGCGCGAACCGCAUGAGCUUCCAACAACAGAACAACAGAUUCAAGAUCUAGAAAGACAACAUGCUGCUCUAAACGCACAACUAAAGUUGAUGCGCCUACAGCACGAGGUGGAAGCGAUGCAGCAGGAGAUGGCUGGGGGAGAUCCAGACAUCUUUGUACCUGUCGCAGGUACAUCGCUACCGACCCGCAAGCGACCCCUAAGCAAUUCGUCCGAGAAAGAUCGGGAAGAGCUUCAGAAGGUGCUUCGCACCGUGAAACCUGUCAAAUUUGCAAGUAAAUCAAUGCAACAGAUGCACAACUUUGACAGUACUUGGCAAACAAUUUUCGAGUCAAUUUCCUACACAACCAAACCUGACUGGCCGCAACGCGUGCGGACCGCAGCGAACUAUCUCGAGGGUCGCGCCCAAGAUGAGUGGCGUCGCGACAGAAGAGAAGGUGUACCAACUCCCGCUACGUGGGAAGAGUUCAUCUCAUGGUGUAAGGACACCAUUGAAGAUUCUGAUGUUCGGAAAGGACACGCGUUGGUGAAGCAUGCGGCACUCAUGGGAACCGCAGAUCAGUCGCCACGAGAUUUGGUGCAUCAACUAGAGUUGCUGGAGCAAGAGAUUGGUGUUCUAACUGAAGAUGAACAAAAGGGGUGGACCCUGUUUCAUAAGCUGCCGGCUCGCCUGCGUGACGCCGUGCGACGGGAUCUUCAGACAAUCACGUCUCGAGCACAAGUUUUGGCUUCUGCCACUCGCCUUCACUCGACAGUCUUCAGCAAUGUCCAAAAAGAAACAUCAACAACUCGCAGUCGGUUCACGCGCGAGACGCGUGAGGUUCGCUCCCUACCGGCGCAACCCAACUCGUCAGACAAGGGCAAAGGGCCCGCUCAAAAAUCAUAUACGCAUACCGCAAGAGAGACGCAUGUAAAAGGCACCCAAGACGACCCCUCGCCGGCUAAGAGAGCUCGGCAGGGCGAGUCACACUCAUUCAAAGGAGACUGUUUCCGCUGCGGAAAAAAGGGUCACAGAGAAAAAGACUGCACCGACAGCAAACCCUCUACCUUUGCCGGUACGCAGGUGAAUCGCACGGGUACUGAAGGCAAGAAGCCUCAAGAGGGCAAGUCAAAAAACUAG
This is a messenger RNA of Exophiala bonariae, 1317 nucleotides long. RefSeq lists its product as uncharacterized. Gene Ontology annotation, molecular function: zinc ion binding; nucleic acid binding. The record is from RefSeq and is a predicted model, not a curated record. The transcript has a single exon. NCBI's taxonomy places the organism in Eukaryota, Fungi, Ascomycota, Eurotiomycetes, Chaetothyriales, Herpotrichiellaceae. The coding region runs from base 1 to 1317 and encodes 438 amino acids.